This is a messenger RNA of Penaeus monodon (black tiger shrimp), 933 nucleotides long. Its product is annotated as DEAD-box ATP-dependent RNA helicase 9-like. The coding region runs from base 1 to 933 and encodes 310 amino acids. The record is from RefSeq and is a predicted model, not a curated record. The transcript has 2 exons. NCBI's taxonomy places the organism in Eukaryota, Metazoa, Arthropoda, Malacostraca, Decapoda, Penaeidae.
AUGAAUCUUCUGGCCCUGAUCUUCACCGUGGUAGUUGGUACUGUUGCCAAGCCCCAAGGUUACCAUUUGAAUCCACCUUCCGGACCAUCUUUAUUCACACGGAGAUGCAGCAACGGACAGGUGUUACAUGUGGACGGUAGAUGCGUUACUCCAAGAGUGAACCGUCGUGUAUUCUUGUAUGAUGUGCCAAGAACUCCUACGCCAGUGGGUCCUCCAAAUUUUAUUCCUGCACCAACCGUGGAGACUAACCUGUUAUUCAUUCGAACUCCCGAAGGAGGACAAGGGCCCGAUCCCAUCGUUGUACCUCCUCCACAGCAGGAACACGUCGUAUACAUCCUCAAUAAGGAAUCUGAAGAAGGUCAGAAAGUGAUCGAAGUUCCAGCACCACCACCUUCUGAACCUGAAGUAUACUUCGUUAACUACGCUGAAGGAGAGAAUCCAACUCUUCCAAACGGAGUGGAUCUGCAGACUGCCUUGGACGCGGCUUCGGCUGGCAGUGGUCAGGUGGUUGGGAGUUCUGUAGACUUCGGAAACGGUGCGGCUGAGAUAAAUGGUGGCUUAGGUAGCAGCAGUGGUUUCGGAAGUAGCAAUGGCUUCGGAAGCAGCAAUGGUUUCGGAAGCAGCAAUGGUUUCGGGAGUAGCAGUGGUUUCGGAAGCAGUACUGGUUUUGGCACCAUUGGUAGUCUUGGAAGCGGCAGUGAUUUCGUAAUCAACAAUGGUUUCAGAAGCAGCAGUGGUUUCGGAAAUGGCAAUGGCUUUGCAAGCAGCAGUGGUCUCGGAGGCAGUAAUGGUUUCGGUAGUAUCAAUGAUUUCUCAUCAAGCAGUGUAGAAGGAAAUAAUGGCGGAUUCAGCAGCGGCGGUGUCAGUGGAAUCAGCAGCCUUUCAGGGAUUGGCCACGCAUCAACGCUCCCCAGUCUGUACACAACACCUUAA